Molecule: messenger RNA, 2957 nt
Organism: Brassica napus (rape)
Lineage: Eukaryota; Viridiplantae; Streptophyta; Magnoliopsida; Brassicales; Brassicaceae
Product: adenine phosphoribosyltransferase 1, chloroplastic-like
Exons: 6
Coding region: 2223-2780 (185 amino acids)
Biological process (GO): adenine salvage
Cellular component (GO): cytosol; cytoplasm
Molecular function (GO): adenine phosphoribosyltransferase activity
Source: RefSeq, a predicted model, not a curated record
CAUUCCAUCCCGACAACAACCUGCAACUCCUGGAGAAUGGAAUGGUUCUCCUAAAUGGACGAGGCCGUCGCUGCUUUCUCACAUCCGUCGAGUCUCAUUCCAUGGUCGCCGGUAACGAUCUAACAUGUGACAGAAGGAGAGAAGAAAAAGAUCUUUCACUAGAAGAUCUCAGCAAGCCACGGUGGUCUCUGGAUAAAGGAAGAAACUUUUUCAUGAGCUCUGCUGUUGAUCCUUCUUUUGGGAAUUCUAUCGAACACUUGGUGAGCUAAUGGUAACAUGAAGCAACAAUGGCCAUUCAUGUUUGUAAUCCCACACAAAACGACAUCAAAGACAAUGAUCUCGAUCGCCACCGCCGAGAAGACGAGCCAUCCUCGCUUCAGACAUCUCCUUCACUCUCUUCCCAACGUAUCCUCGCCGUCCGUUAGAGCUCGAGCUAUCUCUGAAUCCCGUGACCGGUUAGCUCCAGAGCCCGAGCUAUCUUCCAAAUCUGUAACGCUCUGUGUAUUCUGAAGCUUCGGAAGCGGAGGUACACAACUGAUACUUGCGGCUUCUUCUCUCAAGCUUCAACCUUGGUCCACUCUCGGUUUGAGCCAAGAAAUUCGUCACAUACGUCUACUCAGCAAGAGAAAUUCAGUAUAUCUCUCACGCUUCUGCUUAAACCUGGUUCCCUGAAGUGAUGGUGUUUCCCACUAUGCCAUCAUCAUCUGUUUCUGUUCAUCUGUUUCUGCUCAAGAACGAUGAACUCAGUGGCGGCAAGGUCAUGCUUCUUCACUCAAGCUCUCGACACAAGCUCGCCGUAACCGGCACAAGCGUCUCCCCCCGACAAGAGUUCGCCACAACCCACAUGUCGGCACAAAAGGACACAGCUUCAAAGACUUUGUUUCUUUUUGGGAAAAUGCUGGAACUUGGGUUUGAGCACGAUGAGGUCAUGCUUGGUUUUCUUGUUAGCGAAAGGGAGUUGAGAGAGCUACAUAAACGAUUGAUCAAUGCAAUGAACGGGUAGAGGUCGUUUCCAAACCAUAAAGUUUCCAUCGUUUUGCUAAGAGAGAUGGCGCCAUGACAAGGGGUUUCAUGAAGUCAAUGAACGAGAUCAAUAUCUUGCUUCUUCACCGUUAUAAGAGACCUUCCGUCGAUUUCUUAUGGAUUCAUCACCAUGACGUCUUGAAAGCUCCAUCAACGGAAGCUCUUGAGAGCUUCACACGAUCUCAGCCAGCGGGCCAUCUCGGCAGUCUAUGGAUCUCGUUCUCAGCGGUUUGAAGAUCUUGGUUCACUUGAGUCUACUUUCUGAACAAGCCAUGUCAUCCCACUCUGCUCAUCUCUUUGAUCUUACGGAACCUCUUCAAAAUUGGACCUACACGCCAACAACAAUCUCAGCACAAGACUUUGGGGUCGUUAGAAGAUCUCAAGUCAGCGUUCUUGAGCCAUCAAUCUAAAACCAAGUUCCCUUGAUAGCAAGCGACCGUGAAAAGCUUCUUGUGAUGAAGACGCGACAAUAAACGAGAUCUUUAACCACGUCCACAAUAACUUAUUUGUCAAGUUACAACAAGGCUCGACCUCUAAUGACCCAUCAACGUACGAGAUUCUAAUCAAGCCAUAGCUUGCAUACCAAGAUUCAGCAGCAGUCAUCUCUAGCAAUCAAAGGCACAAGCUUUCUGUUGGACGCUUGUUUCUCCGUCACGACAAAGAUAAGCCCCUUUUAUUAAAUCAUCACAUGCUUUUAUCACCUUUAUAUUAUACGUAUGUGUCAUGGUGAACAUUAUAGCUGUGGUUUAAAUUAUUAAAAAACUCAUUCUCAUAUGGCUUUUUAUGGGGUGACUCUUGUUAUUUGCUUUACUGUUGCUAGCUUAUGAUAUUUAUAUAUCAUCAUGUUCAACUCACGGGCAUUAAGCAAAACGAGUCUGAUCGCUAGCUUAUUAAUUAUGCAAAAGUUGGUUAUCUCCUAUGGUUUCUAUUGAGCUAAUCAUGAUCAUGGUUUUCUUGAACCAGAGAUCGUUGAGCCAAAAGGAAAAGAGGAUCAACAAGCGGUUGCCACAUCAUGUCCUCAUGCUUCGACGGACGGCCCUCACCUACGCGCUUGUCGGAAGCAGCACAAGCCGGCGCUUUCUCACGUCAUCAUAGCCUGACGAACACACAAGCCAACAACUUGCUCGGCACACACGAUCUCAACACGAGACUUCGGAUCAACAAUAGUUCGUAGCAAAGCGAGCCGGGACAGUGAAACCAUGGCAACUAAAGAAGAUGUGCAAGAUCCGAGAAUCCCAAAGAUCGCUUCUUCCAUCAGAGUCAUCCCCGACUUCCCCAAACCAGGGAUCAUGUUUCAGGACAUAACGACGCUGCUUCUGGACACUGAGGCGUUUAAGGACACCAUUGAUAUUUUUGUUGAAAGAUACAAAGGCAAAGGCAUCUCUGUUGUUGCGGGUGUUGAAGCUAGAGGUUUCAUUUUUGGACCUCCCAUUGCGUUGGCUAUUGGUGCCAAAUUUGUUCCCUUGAGGAAGCCCAAGAAGCUUCCUGGGAAGGUGAUCUCGGAGGAGUAUUCGUUGGAGUAUGGAACAGAUAAGAUAGAGAUGCAUGUAGGUGCGGUUGAGCCUGGUGAGCGUGCUAUCAUCAUUGAUGACCUCAUUGCCACUGGUGGCACCCUCGCUGCUGCUAUCCGACUCCUUGAGCGAGUAGGAGUGACGAUUGCUGAGUGUGCUUGCGUGAUUGAGUUACCUGUGCUCAAGGGAAGGGAGAAGCUAGGAGAGACGCCACUAUUUAUUCUUGUGACCUCUGAUGCUGCUUAACAAGAAGAAACCACCCUAUAAGGACAUAAUGGGGUUUUAUUAUUGGAAUCAUAUCAAACAUGUUAUUUAAAAUUGUAUUGCUUUUGGGAUUCGAUCCUUUGUUAUUCUCAACUUUUAUCAUAAUUGCCUCAGACAAGAAACUCGAGCAAAAUGAUGGUCUCAUUCUUUCUUCUCAUA